This is a messenger RNA of Anopheles coluzzii, 755 nucleotides long. RefSeq names its product N-alpha-acetyltransferase 20 (gene Naa20A). Lineage: Eukaryota; Metazoa; Arthropoda; Insecta; Diptera; Culicidae. The transcript is spliced from 4 exons. Gene Ontology annotation, molecular function: protein-N-terminal amino-acid acetyltransferase activity. The coding region runs from base 149 to 670 and encodes 173 amino acids. Gene Ontology annotation, cellular component: NatB complex. The record is from RefSeq and is a predicted model, not a curated record. Gene Ontology annotation, biological process: N-terminal peptidyl-methionine acetylation.
AAUCGCUCGGUGAAUAAUCGAACCGUAUCAACCGAGUUGACAGAAAGUGCAAAAGAAAAACAUUGCCAGCCGGCUGCGAGAGCUCGUGCACUUUUUAGUUAUUUACUUUUAUUGAAAUUUCCCAAUUAAAAACUUACACCUAGCCAACAUGACCACCCUGAGGCCCUUCACCUGCAACGAUAUGUUCCGGUUCAACAAAGUGAACCUGGACCCACUGACCGAAACCUACUGCCUUUCGUUCUACAUGCAGUACCUAGCACAUUGGCCAGAGUACUUCCAGGUGGCAGAAUCGCCGACCGGAGAAAUCAUGGGCUACAUUAUGGGCAAGGCGGAAGGUCAAGGCGAAAGCUGGCACGGCCACGUAACGGCUCUUACCGUGUCGCCCGACUACCGACGGCUCGGCCUAGCAGCUACGCUGAUGAGCUUCCUGGAGGAUGUGAGCGAAAAGAAACGGUGCUACUUUGUAGAUCUGUUUGUUCGCGUGAGCAAUAAAAUUGCCAUCGAAAUGUACACCAAGCUAGGCUACAUCGUGUACCGGACGGUGCUCGAGUAUUACGUCGGCGAUCCGGACGAGGAUGCGUACGACAUGCGGAAGGCCUGCUCGAGGGAUGUUCACAAAAAGUCCGUCAUACCGCUGGAGCACCCGGUACGGCCCGAAGAGGUGGAUUGAUAACGACCCAAACGAGGCAGCGAAUGUGGAAGUGAACAAAAAAUAAAGUGCAGCUAUUUAUUACAUUAGCUCCGCCGCAAUAGUA